Molecule: messenger RNA, 509 nt
Organism: Trifolium pratense (red clover)
Lineage: Eukaryota; Viridiplantae; Streptophyta; Magnoliopsida; Fabales; Fabaceae
Product: histone H4
Exons: 1
Coding region: 73-384 (103 amino acids)
Biological process (GO): nucleosome assembly
Cellular component (GO): nucleosome
Molecular function (GO): protein heterodimerization activity; structural constituent of chromatin; DNA binding
Source: RefSeq, a predicted model, not a curated record
CACCAAUUAAUCUUCAUCACAGAAAAAUCAAUCUUAUCACAAACAAAUCAAUUUUCUUCUCUGAAUUUGAAAAUGUCAGGUCGUGGAAAAGGUGGAAAGGGAUUAGGAAAGGGAGGAGCAAAACGACAUCGUAAGGUACUUCGCGAUAACAUUCAAGGAAUAACAAAGCCAGCGAUUCGUCGUCUUGCUCGUAGAGGUGGAGUGAAACGUAUCAGUGGUUUGAUAUAUGAAGAGACACGUGGCGUGUUGAAGAUAUUUUUGGAGAAUGUGAUUCGUGAUGCUGUUACUUAUACUGAACAUGCUAGGAGAAAGACUGUUACUGCUAUGGAUGUUGUUUAUGCUUUGAAGAGACAAGGAAGGACUCUUUAUGGAUUUGGUGGUUAGGGUUAGGGUUAGGAUUAGGGUUUCUUUUUGUUUAUGGUUGUAAUUGCUGUUUAAUUUGGGAUUAAUAUGAUAAUGUAACAAAAGAGAUUAAUUUGAUAAUGAAUUAAUGAUAAUGUUACAACCAA